Molecule: messenger RNA, 682 nt
Organism: Halteromyces radiatus
Lineage: Eukaryota; Fungi; Mucoromycota; Mucoromycetes; Mucorales; Cunninghamellaceae
Exons: 2
Coding region: 143-574 (143 amino acids)
Biological process (GO): proteolysis
Molecular function (GO): metalloendopeptidase activity
Source: RefSeq, a predicted model, not a curated record
AUAUGGGUGUGUACGAUUUUUUUUUUUUCGUCUUUCUUUUCGAACCUCGUAUAACAUUUCUUAACCUUUCCCACCCAGUUUUUCUCCUUCUUCUUUUUUUACCUUCUUUACUUUAUAUAUUCGCAUUCAAACUCAUUAGUUUAUGACUAGUCAAGAACAAGAGCCUCUACUUGCAGGUGAAAGGACAUCAGAAGACGACAAUGAACGACACCCAUCUUCGGAAAGUUCUCAACAAUUUGUUCGUUUGGAAAAUAGACUUCAAAGUGGUCGUUUCACCUCCCUAGAAAAACUCUUAUUCAUAGUUUCUAUCAGUUUAUUCAUCAUCUUGACGAUCUUUGUUGGACUAUAUGCUCGACGUGUAUAUGAUGAUCAUCCUUAUCCACCAACACCCAAUCCUCCUCAAGACAAUAAUGAAACUACACCUCUUUGUAUGACUCCAGAAUGUGUAUUGACCGCAGCUCAAGUACUUCAAGAUAUUGAUCUUACUGUUGAUCCCUGUGAAGAUUUCUAUGCUUAUUCAUGUGAGUUAUUGUCAUUUGGUUUAUCAACUUUUAUAUUCAUUUUUUUUUUUUAAAAAAAAAUCUUAAUAGGUAAUAAUUGGGAAGAACAUCACAAUAUUCCUGAAGGCAAAUCAUCCACGGGAUCUUUCGACUUGUUAGCUACCGGCAAUAAAGAAGUAUUA